Molecule: messenger RNA, 615 nt
Organism: Lichtheimia ornata
Lineage: Eukaryota; Fungi; Mucoromycota; Mucoromycetes; Mucorales; Lichtheimiaceae
Exons: 4
Coding region: 1-615 (204 amino acids)
Source: RefSeq, a predicted model, not a curated record
AUGGCUCAGGCGAUCGACACCUUGAAACGACGACUGGAGACUAUCUUAUACGACUUUAAACGAGCACGAUCCACGUGGCAUGAGAUUAGUGACCAUACCUUGUCCGAUGUCAAUGCUCUUGUCAAUGCCUUGAUUCAGUCCAGAUACGUGGAUGAUGCAGCUUACUGGCAUCCGGCACUAUGCAUGGAAUAUCCCAACAUGACACAAGCAUAUAACAAAAAGAUCCAAUGGGUGAUUGAUCAGCAUCACAACAAGGUAUCGAGCAUGGUGGAUAAGAUGGGGAAGCAACAUGAUAAGAUGAGGCAACAAAUAUCGGAACUGCAUGUCAUUUGCAAGCGUGCCAGCGAUCUCCGUGGUGACAGUUUUGUGGAACAUGAACCUCUCUUCAAGACGUGUCCCAUGCGCACCUAUGUGGUACGCUUUGAAUCGAUUGUGGCCAUGUAUACGGAUGCGAUGGGGGUACUUGGAUCGUUACUGAGCAACAAGGGAUUCAAGGAUAUCAAGAGUCGAGAAGCAGGGCUUAGUAUAUUAUCAAUAUGGAUUCAUCAGCCUAGUAUCAAUGAUGAUUAUAUCAAGGAAUUUGAAGAGCUUUGCGAGAUUGAAAUACAUGCGUGA